Ramularia collo-cygni is the source of this 192-nucleotide messenger RNA. Its product is annotated as probable RIC1 protein. Gene Ontology annotation, cellular component: membrane. The record is from RefSeq and is a predicted model, not a curated record. Lineage: Eukaryota; Fungi; Ascomycota; Dothideomycetes; Mycosphaerellales; Mycosphaerellaceae. Bases 1 to 192 code for a protein of 63 amino acids. The transcript is spliced from 3 exons.
AUGGCUGCUUCUUCCACCAGUGAUGUCUUGCUUUACUUGCUCGCAAUCUUCAUCCCGCCACUCGCCGUUGUCCUCAAGCGAGGCUGCACAGCGGACUUUUUGAUUAACAUCCUGCUGACAAUAUUGGGCUGGAUUCCAGGUGUUAUCCAUGCUUGGUAUGUCAUCUCCAAGCACGAUCCUGCUGCCAUGUAG